AUGCUGCCUCUGCUGGCAUCCGCGGCGUGCCUGCUGCAGCCAAUGUCGCCGUCAACGCCUCGCUCCGUCGCCAUCCCGCUCCUCCAAUCGCCCAUGAUUGGCGACCUCGGCUUCGACCCGCUCGGCCUCGCGACGGCCGACAACCUGCAGCGCAUGCGCGAGGCGGAGGUGCGGCACGGGCGGCUCGCGAUGGUCGCCGCGUGGGGGUGGCCUGUCGCCGAGGUCGGCUUUGCCGUCGCGCAGAGGCUGCUGCCGGUGUCGUCAGUGUGCAGCGGGGACGGGUGCGGCGUGGACCGCACCGAGGCGGGGCGGCAGGCGGCGCUGCAGCUGUCCGACAUCGGACUGAUCUCCGCGUGCUACUGGGGCACUCUGCUCGCGGCCGCGGUCACUGGGGAGCUGCAGGCGCCACACCGGCUUUAG
Emiliania huxleyi CCMP1516 is the source of this 420-nucleotide messenger RNA. RefSeq lists its product as hypothetical. The record is from RefSeq and is a predicted model, not a curated record. The coding region runs from base 1 to 420 and encodes 139 amino acids. NCBI's taxonomy places the organism in Eukaryota, Haptophyta, Isochrysidales, Noelaerhabdaceae. The transcript is spliced from 2 exons.